Molecule: messenger RNA, 291 nt
Organism: Adineta ricciae
Lineage: Eukaryota; Metazoa; Rotifera; Eurotatoria; Adinetida; Adinetidae
Source: the annotation of a GenBank genome assembly
AUGAGUUCAAAUUCUAAUAAACAACCGGAAAUCAUGGAGAUAGGUGAUACUGUGAAAUCUUCAUUGCAAAAUGAACAACUUCCAAAUUUGCCAACACCGAUUACAUCAAAAUUACAUGUACCAUCACCACGAACAUCAACACCAUUGAAACCAAAGCCGAACCAAACAUCAAGAAAACGAUUGGUUCGAUUUAAUCUUCCCGAAGCAAACAUAUCGGCUUCACCGCCGACUAUUUCAUCAUUAUCAAAAAGCAUCAUGAAAAUGACAAUUGUCAAGGAAACAGACGAAUAG